This is a messenger RNA of Staurois parvus, 528 nucleotides long. NCBI's taxonomy places the organism in Eukaryota, Metazoa, Chordata, Amphibia, Anura, Ranidae. The record is from the annotation of a GenBank genome assembly.
UUGAGUAGUUCUUACGAAUCAUAUCUCAUGAUUGUGUUUGUUACUAUUUUUAGAUUUCACAACUACCAUAAAUCUUGGCUAUUUAAGUUUGGCUCUUUAUGUGUAAUAGCACAUCUUCUGGGUAAUGCUGUCUACUCUGCAGGAUCUUUAUAUGUGUCCCAUUUCAAUUAUCCUGGAGGUGUUGCAAUGGAUGUGUUACAUAAACGUGUGAACCCUUCAACAGAUGUAUCUGUACAUAUAGAUGUAGCGACUGCCCAAACUGGAGUAUCGCGAUUCUUACAAUUUCACUCACAUUGGAGGUAUGACAAAAGUGAAGAUGUUACAUGGACAGAUGAAGCUAUGAAACUCCACUCACACAUCAUCAUGGAAUUUGAUGCUUCUCAUUUGUCUCAGUAUAAAAAUCACUACAAAGUUUUAAGCCAUAUAUCUGGCUUUGAUGGAUUUGGGUUUCAUUUUGAUACAUAUCCACCCAUUCACCUUAAACUGUUAACAAAAUUAAUUAUUUUAGAGCGGUCUCAGAAUGUAUAA